GAGUGGCGCUCAUUGCUGCGAUUGAUUGUGAGUGAGGGAGUGUUUGCGAGUGAGUGAGUCUUGUGCUCCGCUCCACGCUUGCUUACUUGCUUGAAGCCACCAUCGCUGUAGCUUCUUCUUCUUCUUCUUCUUCUUCUUCAACUUCACAUUUAUUUACUUAUUUAGUUAUUGUAGCCAUGGCUGCGAGCCUUGUGUCGUCCGUGGUGGCUGCGGGAAGCGUCACCAGCUCCUCCGCCCCUGUUGUUGCUGCUGCCAGGAGUAGCGCUUCCUGCACUGCGCUGUUGUCCCCCUAUGGCGCUUCUUUCAAGACUGGCGUCGCAGUUCCGGCGGUCGCUCGCAGCGCUGGUUACCGAACGGUGUCAAAGCGGUCUUUGACAAUUGUUGCUGCGAAGGCAACUAAGGAGCCUGAGACGACGGUCAACUCGACUGUGAAUGACUCGUCCGCUGCGAUUGAAGAUGCCCUCAAGAGUGUUCAAGAAGCAUGGGAGAAGACGGAUGACAAAGUCGCCAUUGCAGGUUUAGGAUUGGCGGGUCUUGUUGCUAUCUGGGCUGCUGCCGGUCUUAUUAACGCCAUUGACAAGCUGCCUCUCAUCCCCGACGUUUUUGAACUCGUUGGAAUUGUGUUCUCUGGGUGGUUUGUGUAUCGUUACUUGCUCUUCAAGCCUGACAGGGAAGAGCUGUUGAAGAUCAUUGACGAGACUAAGUCUAAGAUAACUGGUCAGUGAGUCUGAGCAGUGUUGUAUCAGUACAUUUUUCUCCCUGAAAUGGAAAUGGGUGGCAGUUUCACCUGAUAAUCUACCUGCAUAGAUGUUGCGAAUCUGGUACCGAUAAUGUGGUGUUUUAGGUCGAAACCACUUACUUUUUUUUCUUUUCUCUACUGCAGUCAUUACCGUAAGUUGAGGAACUAAGGGGUUGAAGGUUAAGUGCAUUUUUAAUGUUUAACUGGUGGUUUUGUUUGGCACUUAAGUCCUUUGAUCAUUUUACGCGCAACGUGCCUCUUUCAUGCAUGGGGUAUGGCACAUGUGAACAGAUAAGCAGUUUAAUAAUGUUCAGUAGCUCUUGUAGAAUGUUGUAUACCUGGUUAUAAAUUUGCUACCCAUCAUUUCGCAGCUU
This is a messenger RNA of Physcomitrium patens, 1113 nucleotides long. Its product is annotated as protein CURVATURE THYLAKOID 1B, chloroplastic. NCBI's taxonomy places the organism in Eukaryota, Viridiplantae, Streptophyta, Bryopsida, Funariales, Funariaceae. The record is from RefSeq and is a predicted model, not a curated record. Gene Ontology annotation, cellular component: thylakoid; chloroplast thylakoid membrane.